UGUUUUGAAGGAGAUGAGCCAAGCAGCGUCUCAGAGAGAGAAAGAGAUAGCACUUCUCUGAAAGUGCUUUCAGGAGAAGAGAGCAGCGAGGAGAGGGAAGCUUAUACUAAGGUUCCGGUGUCUGAUCAAGAUGGGAGCCGGUGGUCGAUUGUCAGUGCCGAACAGCCCCGUCCAGAGGGUUCCUCACACUAAGCCUCCAUUCACACUUGGCCAAAUCAAGAAGGCCAUCCCACCCCAUUGCUUCCAGCGCUCAAUUCCCCGGUCAUUCUCAUAUGUUGCCUAUGACCUCUCCUUAGCCUUUCUCUUCUACUACAUUGCCACCUCCUAUUUCAGCCUCCUUCCUAGCUGGCUCACUUACCUUGCCUGGCCCCUAUACUGGACUCUCCAAGGCUGCACUCUCACUGGUGUUUGGGUCAUUGCCCAUGAGUGUGGCCACCAUGCCUUCAGUGACUACCAGUGGCUUGAUGACACAGUUGGGCUCAUCCUCCACUCCUCACUCUUAGUCCCCUACUUCUCUUGGAAGAUCAGCCACCGCCGCCACCACUCCAACACAGGGUCACUGGAACGUGACGAGGUCUUCGUGCCAAAGCCCAAAUCCAGAAUUCCCUGGUUUUCCAAAUACUUGAACAACCCAUUAGGCCGAGCCCUCACCCUUGUCAUUACUCUCACCCUUGGCUGGCCAUUGUACUUAGCCUUCAAUGUGUCUGGCCGCCCCUAUAAUCGCUUUGCAUGCCACUAUGAUCCUUAUGGCCCAAUAUACUCUGACCGUGAGCGGCUUCAAAUCUACAUCUCUGAUGCUGGAAUCUUUACUGCAAGCUAUGUGCUUUAUCGCCUUAUCCUGGCAAAAGGUCUGGCUUGGGUUGUAUGUAUGUAUGGGAUACCGUUGCUAAUUGUAAACGCCUUCCUUGUCCUGAUCACAUACCUGCAGCACACUCAUCCAACACUGCCUCACUAUGAUUCCUUAGAAUGGGACUGGCUAAGGGGAGCUUUGGCAACGGUUGAUCGUGAUUACGGGGUGCUAAACAAGGUCUUCCACAACAUUACCGACACACAUGUGGCUCACCAUCUCUUCUCCACAAUGCCACAUUACCAUGCUAUGGAGGCCACCAGAGCAAUCAAACCUAUACUGGGUGAGUAUUACCAAUUUGAUGGUACCCCAUUUUACAAGGCAAUGUGGAGGGAGGCUAGGGAGUGUCUUUAUGUUGAGCCUGAUGAGGGGGGUUCAGAUAAAGGUGUCUUCUGGUACAGGAACAAGUUUUGAUAAUAGUGAAGAUGAUGAUGAAGAAGAAGAAGCAUGUAAGUUAUCAAUAUACUUAGCAUGGGAGUGUGUUUAGUAUGUAAUAAACAAAGGGAAGGGAAGCUGAGUACCUUCUUUUCUAGGUAAAAUGUAUGGUUUGGUUUAGUAUGUAAUGAACCUCUAAGGACUAUAAUAUAUGUUUGUUUGUAGGGAAA
Messenger RNA from Vitis vinifera (wine grape), 1452 nucleotides. RefSeq names its product omega-6 fatty acid desaturase, endoplasmic reticulum isozyme 2-like. The transcript has 2 exons. The record is from RefSeq and is a predicted model, not a curated record. Bases 131 to 1261 code for a protein of 376 amino acids. Lineage: Eukaryota; Viridiplantae; Streptophyta; Magnoliopsida; Vitales; Vitaceae. Gene Ontology annotation, molecular function: oxidoreductase activity, acting on paired donors, with oxidation of a pair of donors resulting in the reduction of molecular oxygen to two molecules of water. Gene Ontology annotation, biological process: lipid metabolic process.